Messenger RNA from Eleginops maclovinus (Patagonian blennie), 2321 nucleotides. RefSeq names its product adenylate kinase 3 (gene ak3). Gene Ontology annotation, biological process: nucleobase-containing compound metabolic process. The record is from RefSeq and is a predicted model, not a curated record. NCBI's taxonomy places the organism in Eukaryota, Metazoa, Chordata, Actinopteri, Perciformes, Eleginopidae. The transcript has 5 exons. The coding region runs from base 722 to 1393 and encodes 223 amino acids. Gene Ontology annotation, molecular function: ATP binding; AMP kinase activity. Gene Ontology annotation, cellular component: mitochondrion; cytoplasm.
AGGAUUGUCUCUUUUAUCUGUCUUUAGUAGGCUACAUGGGCACCUGUUGGCAUCGGAGGAAGCAAAUGACAGUGAAUUGUAACUUGAUUUGAAUACACAGACUAAGAUUGAUUCUAACUCUUAUUAGGUUAUUCAGAUCAGUAAUUUUAGCGAGUGUUUGUAAUGUUAUUUACAUCGCUAAUGACUGCAAACAGUUAAAAAAUAAACCAGUCUCUGUGUCUCAGAAGAUGAACAGAGUGCAGAUUGUUGUUAACCCAGCCUGCAUGCCAUCUGCAGGUCUGUCUACUGAGGGGAUCGAGGCUCGGAAGGGAUUAAUCACCGCAACCUAGCCAACAAGCUUUAUUCCCCUCUGUAGAUAAUGACAUAACCGUGUUAUACAAAAAAAUCUCCAGUGAACCGCAAGCAGUGACGAGGAAAUGUAUCAACCAUCCGAAGACACAGGAUUAUUUCGCUCGUAGUGCGUCGACUCGUCAGGGGAGAGGAUCCUUAUCUGCCCCCGCAACCACUGAGCUGGUCUCCUCUUCUUCUUCCCUGUGCAUGUGUGUUUCUGCGGGAACAUACAAGUCAAGGUCCAGUGAGAGUCUAAAAGACGCGCCCACUCCUUGUUGCGCACUUAUUGUUAAAGAAAGUAGGUUAUACCUGCUGUGCAUCCAGAGAGGGUUUUUUCCAUGGGAAGAAUACAGCUUCACUGCUGCUAAACAACUCAGUAUAUCGUUCAGAGAUGGUUCUCCAAAGGAUUUUUCGUGCUGUUAUUAUGGGACCACCGGGGUCGGGGAAAGGAACCGUGUCUGCACGCAUUACCAAAACUUUUGUGCUAAGCCACAUUUCUAGUGGGGACAUUUUGAGAGCCAACAUCAACGCCAAAACUGAGCUGGGUCUGUUGAUGAAGUGCUGUAUUGAUCAAGGUCAGCUGGUACCCGAUGACGUCAUGUCCCGUAUCAUCCUGCGUGACCUGAGAGCAAUGGACCACAGCAGCUGGCUGCUCGAUGGUUUCCCUCGUACAGUAUUCCAGGCCGAGGCUCUGGAUGACGCACACAGUGUGGAUACAGUCAUCAACCUUAAUGUACCUUUCAACACAAUCAAACAGAGGCUCACUUCACGCUGGACUCACCUUCCCACCGGCAGAGUCUACAACGUGGAUUUCAACCCGCCUAAAGUCCCCGGUUUGGAUGAUGAGACAGGGGAGCCUCUGGUCCAGAGGGAUGAUGACACACCUGAUACGGUCACACGGAGACUGAAGGCCUAUGAAAACCAGACAGAGCCAGUCUUAGAGUACUACAGGAGUAAAGGUGUGCUAGAGACCUUCACUGGAACAGAAACCGACAAGAUUUGGCCGCACGUCGAGGCUUUCCUCCACAAAAAACUCUUCUCCAUCAAACAGAAAGUCGCAUAGAAAGCCUGAUCAGAGAAGCACAAGAAGGGGUAAAGUUUACCAGGAGAAACCACUCUGUACUCACAUCGUCCAAGCAGGUGCCUCUUUCUGUAAAACAAGAACUAUCUGGUUAAUAAUGCAUUCUGAAUGUACAAAGUGAGGAGCUUUCUAUCACUCAUACAGUAUGUCAGGAAGUCUUAGCCAGACAAGAGAUGUACCUGUACUCCACUUUUGCACUGUUUCCACCAUGUUGUUGACACUAGUUAAAAGAACUCAUAACAAACGAAAAUUGGUUGUAAGAAUGUAUAGUCUCUUUAUAUAAAAAUGUGCCUUUAUAAAGCCAGGAGACAUUAAGGAAUCAGAUAUUGAGAUCUUUAACAUUAGCAAAUCAUUGUUGCUCUAUAAGAAGUUUUAGUGUUUAGGUUUUCUAAAUGCAAUCCUUAAUUAUUUUCUUAGUUGAUGAAAAGAAUGGGCCACACACAAGAUAUUUAAGGUAUAUAAGAGACAUUUCAGUUACCGGUAGUUUUUUUCACUUUGAAAGCAAUAUUGCAUGGGCAUUUUGCCCUGGCAUAACUGGAUCUGUGUUUUAUCCAGAGGGAAAUACUAAAGGGAACUGUGCCAAGUUUAACAAAUUACUGUAAAUUCACUUUAGCAUUUAAGUGCCUCUUUCCACUCGUGGAAAUGUUACAGGUAUUUCAGUGAAUGUAGUUUGUAAAUAGGUACCACAGAUUUAAUAAUGUAUAAACCAAAUGUAUUAUACUGAAUAUUUAAUUAUCAUGUAACAGUUUCUUUUGACCACCUUUAGUCUUGAAUACACCCCAGUGAUUCCAUUUGAACCAGACAUUCCUCAUUACGAAAAGUCAAUAAAUGUACACAGAUAUUUGCCAUUAAAUGUUUCUUAACUGAAGUUUUAUUGAAAGUUGUUUUAACAUUAAAUAUUUAAAGCACC